Messenger RNA from Rosa rugosa (rugosa rose), 2061 nucleotides. RefSeq lists its product as uncharacterized. The transcript has 4 exons. The record is from RefSeq and is a predicted model, not a curated record. NCBI's taxonomy places the organism in Eukaryota, Viridiplantae, Streptophyta, Magnoliopsida, Rosales, Rosaceae. The coding region runs from base 1 to 1875 and encodes 624 amino acids. Gene Ontology annotation, molecular function: zinc ion binding.
AUGGUUGAUAAGAAUUGGUCAAGGGAGGGCAUACAAGCUGCUGUGCAAAGAGAUUAUGGUAUGACACCCGGUUACCAGAUGUGUUACAGGGCGAAAAAAAGGGCAGCAAGGAUUGCAGAAGGUACAGUUGAGGAUCAAUACAAUCUAUUAGAGUCCUAUGCGGCAGUUCUAAAGAAGACAAACCCUAACACUUCAGUGUGGAUUGAAGGAGAUCUAGAGGGUGAAAAUGUUAGAAGGUUCAAAAGAAUAUACAUAUGCUUUGGUGCUAUGAAGAAGGGAUGGACAGAAGGCUGCAGACCAAUAAUUGGUGUUGAUGGAUGCCAUUUGAAGACCGUGCACAAAGGGCAAUUACUGACAGCUGUUGGCAUAGACGGGAACAAUGGCAUGUACCCUAUAGCAUGGGCUGUCGUUGAGAAAGAAACAAGGGAAGCAUGGACAUGGUUCUUCAAGUUUCUCAAAGAUGAUUUGUGCCUCGUAAAUGACUACUCCUAUGUGUUCAUGAGUGACAAGCAAAAAGGGAUAUUGGAGGCUGUGAAGGAGUUGUUCCCUAAUGCUAGUCAUAGACAUUGUGCGAGGCAUUUAUAUAAUAACUUUAAAGGAGAUGGAAAUGUUGGUCAGGAGCUUAAGGACUUGUUUUGGGCAGCUGCAAGAUCAACCACAAAGAACCAUUGGAUUAAGAAUCUUGAUUCCAUUCAUUCUAAGAGCACAAAAGCCUGGAAUUUCUUGAAAGACAAGCCCGCUGAGCAUUGGAGCAGAUCACACUUCAAGGUUGAGCCCAAGUGCGAUAUUCUACUUAACAACCAUUGUGAGAGCUAUAACUCUAAGAUUCUCCCAGCUAGGAAGAUGCCAAUUUUGGGAUUGUUGGAGGAUAUGAGAAUAAACUCAAUGAUAAGACAUGCAAAUCGGAGGUGUGCAGGUCCUAGAUGGAAGAGUAAAGUUGGACCUAGAAUUGAAAAAAAUCUGAAAAAAAAUGCAGAUAGAAGCCAUGAGUACACCCCACUAGAGUCUUCGCAUUUGAGGUUUCAAGUUCAAGGAAAAGGUGUGGCUUGCCAAUCAGGAGUUAUUAGUUUGCAUGAUGUUGAUCUCCAAGCAAGGUCAUGUACCUGCAAGAGGUGGGAACUCAGUGGACUUCCAUGUCCACAUGCAAUCGCUGCAAUAUUCUCCAAGGGUUACAGGCCAGAUGACUUUGUGGAUGAGUCUCUUUCACUAAAGAACUACAUGCUUGCAUAUGAACCUGCAAUAAACCCAAUCCCUGGUGUUGAUGAAUGGGAGGUUGUUGAGAGGCCCAUUUUACCUCCAAGGUACACUAGAGGACCUGGAAGGCCUAAGCUAUCAAGAAACAAGGAACCAGGUGAGCUACCACCACCUCCUGGAACAACAAAGUUGUCAAGAAGUUACCAUCAGUCCAUUACUUGUUCAGUUUGUAAAAAAGAUGGCCAUAAUAAGAGGACUUGUUCAAGGGGACAGCAACAAGGCAAUGAUUCCCAAGCUGGGGUUCAACCAUCAGAAACUGAUGAUCAGAGUGUCCAUGUGGAGCAAGCUGAAAAUGUUCAAAGUGAUGUGCAAGUUGAAAGUGAUAUGCAUUCUGGAUCAGUGCAGCAAACUGCAAAUGUACCAACACCCUCAAUUGUUGCAAGUGCUUCAUCUCAACCGAUGAUCUCAUCACCACCUCUACCUCAGUCUUCUUCGCAGCCCACUGUUAUCGGAUCAUCUCAUACAUCCAAUACAUUUGUAUGUCCUAAGACAGGGAUGUCAUUCAAGACCAAGUCAAUAGCACAUAAGCCUAAGCCUAAACCUAUGACAGGAACAAGCACUAAAGCAAGAGCCCAACAAGGACCAAAGGAGGGUUCCAACAAGAAAAUUUGGAAGCCGUGAACUUAACUUCUAUUUUGGACUUGUCUUGUAGUUUUUUUGUCAGUUGAAGCUGGUCUUACCAACAAUGCAGCUAGAAUUAUGAUUUUGUAACCCAGACUGUUAGCAUGUACUGAAUGUCAUUUUGAUACAGCUUCAAAAAUUAGACUGAAAUUUCCAAGUUCAAUGCAUGUUCGUUUUAAUAGUGCA